ACCACCAAUCGGAUUAGUCAAUUAUUCACCAAAGCACUCACGCAAACCAAGCUCACUAAGUCUGAAUAGGAACAUGAAGAAUCUAUCGUUAAAUUUACACAGUUCAAAUUCUUCAGCAUCAUCGUCCUCGUCAUUCAUGUCUUCUCCAUCGAUUACCAAACACGGUCCGAUAAUAACAGCGGGCCCUCUUACAAAACUAUCCUUGUCCAUCCCAGAUUAUCCACGACCCGAUGGAACAAGUGCAGUCACGUUGAGACCAUUCCAUGACGAUAUGACCACCCCAUUAGUUACCCAGACUCCAACUAUGCCUCCCGCAUUGAAUCCCCAAGUACAUACAAACACACCAGCCGAGUAUAGAUUCCCACCUUCUUCACCUCCACAACUUGAUCAAAGAAGACAUAGUGGGCCCAAUAAACGACACAGCAACCGCUCCCUGUCUCAAUCACUAGAUAUGAACGUGUUUAUGGCCAACCGCAAUGACAGUUUUGACCAUUCCACCGUCCAACCACCACCAGCACCACCUUUUGCUCCAGGAAUGAAAGGAUCUCCAUUAUCUACACCACCACGUUUAACAAGCCCCUUAAAACUACAUGGAAUUUCUCCAGAAACACCAAGAAGUUUAACUGAUGCAUUGGCCCGCGUAUCCAUGACCACAAAUGAAGAUUAUAACGAUUCCAUGCUUUCCAAUACUCCACAAAGUCUAUUCACCACAUAUAAAGAAAUGAUCCCUGAGGAAUUACAAGAAUCAAAUCUGUUGGAUGCAUACCCCAAUGGCCCUCGAAGUGUUCUCAACAACCGCAUAUUUUUGUAUUCUGAUCCGCUAACGAGUAAGAAACAGAUUGACAUAAACGAAUACAACCUCGUGAUAAAUGUUGCGAAAGAAUGUAAGGAUAUGAGUGCAAAUUAUCUAAAUCCAAUUCCUGGAAAACGAGAGUAUUUGUACUUGCCAUGGUUACAUACCUCACAAAUUCUGAAGGACCUUGCGCCUAUCAUGACCAAAAUAGAUGCCUUUUAUAACAUGGGAUACAAGAUCUUGAUCCAUUGUCAGUGUGGAGUGAGUCGUUCAGCAUGUGUUGUAGUUGCCUACUACAUGAUGAAGUUCACACUCGGUGUCAAUGAUGCCUAUGAGUUAUUAAAGAAUGGAACAAACGGCAACCGCGAAGUGUGUAUGCUGGUGAGGAAUGGUGGAAAUAUCAUCGAUGGAAGUGAUCGAAUAUGUCCUAAUAUGAGCUUGAUUUUCGAGUUAAUGGAGUUUGGCGAUUCACUAUGUCAUAAGGAAGUGACCACUAGUGCAUUGUUGUUUGACUCACCAUCAACAAUGCAGAUAUAGAAAAACAUAUAGUGUAAUUGUAUUAGUAAUGAUCGAUGCAUAACUAGAGAAGAUAUGAAAGUU
Molecule: messenger RNA, 1393 nt
Organism: Spathaspora passalidarum NRRL Y-27907
Lineage: Eukaryota; Fungi; Ascomycota; Pichiomycetes; Serinales; Debaryomycetaceae
Gene: CPP1
Product: tyrosine/serine/threonine protein phosphatase
Exons: 1
Coding region: 137-1330 (397 amino acids)
Biological process (GO): protein dephosphorylation; negative regulation of MAPK cascade
Cellular component (GO): cytoplasm; nucleus; cytosol
Molecular function (GO): protein tyrosine/threonine phosphatase activity; MAP kinase tyrosine/serine/threonine phosphatase activity
Source: RefSeq, a predicted model, not a curated record